GCUGCCUCCGCUCCUGGCACUCAAUACCCACCCUGGGAACUCUGGAUCCCGCCGCUGGGGCUGCAGCAUGGGGCGCUUCCGCGGGGGCCUUCGGUGCAUCAAGUACCUGCUGCUCGGCUUCAACCUGCUAUUCUGGCUGGCGGGGUCGGCUGUCAUCGCUUUUGGACUAUGGUUUCGGUUCCGUGGCACCAUGAAGGAUUUCUCCUCGGAGGACAAGUCCCCAGAGUACUUCUACAUAGGGCUCUACGUGCUGGUCGGUGCAGGGGCCCUGAUGAUGGCCGUGGGCUUCUUCGGGUGCUGCGGAGCCAUGCGGGAGUCUCAAUGCGUGCUUGGAUCCUUCUUCACCUGCCUACUGGUGAUAUUUGCUGCUGAAGUAACCACUGGAGUGUUCGCCUUCAUAGGCAAGGGUGUAGCUAUACGACACGUUCAGACCAUGUAUGAAGAGGCUUAUAAUGAUUACCUUAAAGACAGGGGGCGGGGAAAUGGGACGCUCAUUACCUUCCACUCCACAUUUCAGUGCUGUGGGAAAGAACGCCCCGAACUGGUGCAACCCACGUGCCCAAAGGACCUUCCAGGACCCAAGAAUUGCAUUGACGAAAUCGAGACCGUAAUUAGUGUUAAGCUCCAGCUCAUCGGAAUUGUCGGCAUUGGAGUUGCAGCUCUCACGAUCCUUGGCAUGGUGUUCAGCAUGGUCCUUUGCUGUGCAAUACGAACCUCCAGAGACGUGAUAUGAAGCUGCUUCCAUGAGAAAACUGCAAUCUAGAGCUUCCAUAUACACGUGACAGGAGCUGUCUCCUGGCUCAUUUUUCAUAUUCAAAGGACGUUAGGAUUUAAAUACUUUUCUCUCAAUUGUACAUUUGCACAUGUAUGUAUGUUUGGCUCAUCACUGACUUACCCCUCGAGUGAAUGCCUACGUACACUGA
Artibeus jamaicensis (Jamaican fruit-eating bat) is the source of this 923-nucleotide messenger RNA. It is a transcript of the gene TSPAN2, whose product is annotated as tetraspanin 2. NCBI's taxonomy places the organism in Eukaryota, Metazoa, Chordata, Mammalia, Chiroptera, Phyllostomidae. The record is from RefSeq and is a predicted model, not a curated record. The coding region runs from base 68 to 733 and encodes 221 amino acids. Gene Ontology annotation, cellular component: membrane. The transcript is spliced from 8 exons.